Messenger RNA from Syngnathus acus (greater pipefish), 3073 nucleotides. It is a transcript of the gene nmt2, whose product is annotated as N-myristoyltransferase 2. Lineage: Eukaryota; Metazoa; Chordata; Actinopteri; Syngnathiformes; Syngnathidae. The transcript has 12 exons. Gene Ontology annotation, molecular function: glycylpeptide N-tetradecanoyltransferase activity. Gene Ontology annotation, cellular component: cytoplasm. Bases 108 to 1586 code for a protein of 492 amino acids. Gene Ontology annotation, biological process: N-terminal peptidyl-glycine N-myristoylation. The record is from RefSeq and is a predicted model, not a curated record.
GAUUUUCUUUUGUUUUUCCGGUGAGUAGCCACUAGCCGGGAUCUCUAGCAGACAGCGCUCCGGCAGUUUUCUCCACAUUUUUUUUCUUUUUUUUUUUUAACGUCUUAAUGAUGGCGGAGGACAGUGAGUCCGCCGCUAGCCAGCAGAGCUUGGAGCUAGACGACCAGGAUACUUGCGGGAUAGACGGCGAUAACGAGGAGGAGAACGAGAACGCGCAAGGGAGUCCCGGUGGGGAAUUGGGGGCCAAGAGAAAAAAGAAGAAGCAGAAGAGGAAGAAAGAAAAGCCAAGCUCUGGAGGAGCCAAGUCGGACUCUGCCUCUGACUCACAGGAGAUCAGGAAUCCUGGCUUGCCCAUCCAGAAGCUGCAGGACAUCCAAAGAGCUAUGGAGCUGCUGUCCUGUCAAGGCCCAGCGAAGAGCAUUGAUGAGGCAGCCAAGCACAAGUACCAGUUCUGGGACACACAGCCGGUGCCCAAGUUAAAUGAGGUGGUGACGAGUCACGGCCCCAUCGAGGCCGACAAAGAAAAUAUCCGGCAGGAGCCGUAUUCUUUACCUCAAGGCUUCAUGUGGGACACUCUGGAUCUCAGCAAUGCAGAUGUUCUGAAGGAGCUCUACACGUUAUUAAAUGAGAACUACGUGGAGGAUGAUGAAAACAUGUUCAGAUUCGAUUAUUCGCCAAAAUUCCUCAAAUGGGCUUUACGCCCACCUGGUUGGUUACCUCAGUGGCAUUGCGGAGUGAGAGUCACCUCAAAUAAGAAGCUUGUCGGCUUCAUCAGUGCCAUCCCGGCAGAUAUCCGCAUUUAUGACACGUUGAAGAGGAUGGUGGAAAUCAACUUCCUGUGUGUCCAUAAGAAGCUACGUUCAAAGCGUGUGGCGCCGGUGCUCAUCAGAGAGAUCACGCGGCGGGUCAACCUGGAAGGAAUUUUUCAGGCGGUGUACACGGCAGGCGUCGUGCUGCCUAAACCAGUUUCCACGUGCAGGUAUUGGCAUCGUUCUUUGAACCCCAGAAAGCUCGUGGAAGUCAAGUUCUCCCACCUGAGCAGAAACAUGACCCUGCAAAGAACCAUGAAACUCUACAGACUACCAGAUAACACCAAGACAGCAGGACUGCGGCCGAUGGAGCGGCGCGACAUCCGGCAGGUGACCGACCUGCUGCAGAAGUACCUUCGACGUUUCCAGCUGGCGCCGUCCAUGAGCGACGAGGAGGUGGCUCACUGGCUCCUCCCGCAGGAAAACAUCAUCGACACAUACGUCGUCGAGGGUGCCGGUGGCGUCUUGACCGACUUUGCUAGUUUCUACACCCUACCCUCCACGGUGAUGCAUCACCCCCUACAUCGGAGCUUGAAGGCCGCCUACUCCUUUUACAAUGUUCACACGCAAACGCCGCUACUGGACUUAAUGAAUGACGCUCUGAUCCUCGCCAAACUGAAAGGCUUCGACGUGUUCAACGCCUUGGAUCUAAUGGAGAAUAAAGUUUUUCUGGAAAAGCUCAAGUUUGGUAUAGGAGAUGGAAACCUGCAGUAUUACCUCUACAACUGGAAAUGUCCCUCUAUGGACGCUGAUAAGGUCGGCCUGGUCCUUCAGUAGCCUCGUCCGUGCCUUCACGGCAGCUACUCACACAAACAAGGACAUGAGGUCUGGCAGUUUCAUUCACCCGAGAGCCAGAUCACCUUAUUCUGGGAAGAUUUUUCUUUUUUCCUCCCCGGCGCUUUUUUUCAGCUCAUUCGGCGGUGGGAAAAAAAAAACCCCGGAAUUCUCAACAUUCUGAAUGUGAACGUCAUGUUAUGCCUGAGACGUACGCUCACAUUUGAAACAAACCAGUGUGGCAUGCACGGAGAUCACCGGCAUGCCCUCAUGUGACAACUAAUAAGCAAAUAUUGUCUUUUUUUUGGGGGGGGGGGGGGUAUGUUGUCCCUCAGUAUAUUGCACCUCACCAAUAGAGGGCUGUUCCUGCAGUUAAUAUCAUUCCUCUGCUGGGUACUUUAUUUUGCGCGUGGUACAUACACACUGUCAUAAAGCCAACUGGUGCAUUGACUUUUUUUUUUUCUUUCUUUUCAAUGAAGUAUCAAGUUACCUGUACAGCAUGAUGCCAUGCACUCAGUUUAGGUAUUAUCUUCUUUUUUUUUUGUAAUGAAGAAUGUAUUACAUCAAUGAAGCACAAUGUUUCAGUUUUGAAAAGGUGCUCAACUGCUUUGGUACUUGGAAUUGUCAAAGUGAGCUGCUACCAUGUUACAAGGCCGCUGGUGUUUAAAUAGCCGAGAACAUUCAGAAUGAUGAAUAAAUGCUCAUAACGCGCACGACUCACAAAAAAGUUUGGGAUAUUGAGUGGUCAAAUUUACAAAUGGGUUAAAUGUGCGGAGUGUACAAAAAUAAUUUCAAAUCUUUUAGUAUCUCCCUCGGAGAGGGAAAAAAGAAAACAAUUCUGCCGGAUUCAAAUCGAUACUUCAUUUCAACCCCAAUCAGCGUGUCGGCGAUUAAAUCCACAAAAACGACAAACGAUAAGGUCAUAAGUGACAGAAGGCGUAGAGAGAGAACCAAUCGUCAACAAAACAGCAAAUUCUCGUCUUCCUGUUGAGAGUCUUACGAAGAAAAGAGCAUUUAGUUGUUCCAUCACAGAAUAAGCUGCUUGAAAGCAUUUCUUGUUUUCCUUUUGUCAUUUCAUAUGUAAAAAAAAAAAGUGUUCAUCAACUUCCCUAUCCGAUGAUGAUUCCUUCCAGAGAGAAUUAUUUGUGUUGUGCCGGGAUAAUGAGGCGACAUAUAUUUGAUAUUUUGGGGGGGUUCCCAUGUUUUUGAUGUCUUCACCCCUGUACAUUUUAUUAGCUUUCUACUCAUACCAUGUCUGAGACAAAUCUACUGUAUUUUUCUUUUUUUCUAGUUGUAGUCAUCCGGAAAAUUGCAUGGGGAAAAGCUCCAUUUUAUGAUUGGCCUUGUGACAGUUUUCCUUCCUGUAGGGCAAUCGGAGAACUAUGAUUUGCUUGCUCUUGCUGUUUAUGUUAAAGUGAGCUUCCUCUGUUGUUCCAGUCUCAAUUUCGAGAUGUUCUUUUUGCGUAAUUAAAACCUUGACUUGAGUUACA